Molecule: messenger RNA, 2763 nt
Organism: Centruroides sculpturatus (bark scorpion)
Lineage: Eukaryota; Metazoa; Arthropoda; Arachnida; Scorpiones; Buthidae
Exons: 7
Coding region: 92-1345 (417 amino acids)
Source: RefSeq, a predicted model, not a curated record
UUAUUCUUGGGCUACAAACAGCUCAAAUCGGCAACUUUUGCACUUUCAGAUCUGGCAACAUUAUUCAUGCUGUUCGUUACUUUCUUUGAAAAUGCCUUUCGUUAUGGAACCCCUUUCAGAGAGCUCCGAUGUUAUUCCGUCAGAAAUUUUUGAAAAUUUAACGAGCUACUUAUUUUAUAAAUAUUUUCCCACUGAAGAUGCAGCUCAGAAAUUUUGCCAUCUGGUGGGAAUGGUUCCGCAUCCAGAUUUAACAAAUUUCAUUCCGCCUUGUCCUCGUUGCGGAGGCGCGAUGGAGAAAAAAGAAGAUUCAUCAGAGAAGUUCGGGUAUAUCUACCGCUGUGAGAAAAUAAAUCAAAGAGAAAAAAAGAGAAGACGAACUGGAGGCUUUAUCUGGAGAGCCAAGUGCACCGGCGCGAUCUCUUGUGCCCAAAAUACAUUUUUUGAAGGAGCUAAGCUCUCAGCUCAAAAGGUGCUGAUGAUUAUUUACUCGUGGGUCAAGGAUGAGCCGGUCACCCUCGCCGCGAGAGAAUGCGGCGUGGCCAAGCAUACAGCGGUGGACUGGUACAACUUCUGCCGGGAAAUUGCGGAGGUUAUCGUCUCUAACGAUCAAAAACAGAUUGGCGGUGAAAAUCUACGCGUCGAGGUUGAUGAAACUUUUACCAGGAGACGAAAGUACAACCGUGGGCGCAUAACCAAAGGCACCCAACUAACUAUUUUUGGUGCCUAUUGUCGGGAAACGCGAGAGAUGAUGUACUGGCAUGUGGAGAACAAAAGCAGACGCGUUCUAUGGAGCCACAUGUCCAGAUACAUCGCUCCAGGAUCCAUAAUCGUUUCCGACAGCGCGCCGCAAUAUCGCGGUUGUACGACGAUGGGCUUCUCGGAACACAAGACCGUUAAUCACAGCCAGCAGGGCCCCGGGAGAUUCGUCAACAGCGAUGAUCCCGAGGCUCAUACUCAAAACAUCGAGGGUAGACAUCGCUGGCUGAAGAAGUCCAUAAAGUCCCUCCGCACGGACAGGAGCCUGCAAAGUUACACCUGCACCUAUGUGUACAGGACGCGGUUUCUGUCCCAGUUGCCAACGGAAUCGGCAAAAUACCGGCAGUUCAUCGAACAUAUUGUGGCCGUCUACCCGGGUCCCGGUCGUGAAGGUCUCCAACUGAAGACGAUCGGUGUACCCGUGGACGAAGAUCAGCCGCCAGACGAGCCCUAUUUUGAUGUGUACCUGCCCGAUGAAGAGGAUCCGCAAGGAGAUGACGACCCCCCCACCUCGGACUCAACGAACACCUUUGUCGUCGACCCGAAGGACCAAGCGGAGGCAGGGACCAGCGGCCUCAGCGAAGCCUAGAUGUCGCCAAAUAGCGAGAGGACAGGGCCGAGGACAGCGCCUCCUCUUGCGGGAAACGCAGAGGAGGCGCUGUGAAUGUGAGUAUCUGUUUUUUUUUUUUUUUACGUUAAGCUUAGUUCACACUAACAAGUAAGCUCGAUUCGCUGGCGAAGGCGAAAACCGAAAAUCAUAGCGAAUAACACUUCAGACAUAACGUCGUUUCCAGCGAAUUUCGAGAAUCGCUUCGAAGUUCGGAACUGAUCCCCGAAAGGAGAAAUGAUGAUUUUUCCUAAUGAAAAAAAAAAAAUGUCGAGCUGGUUAACGACGAAAUAUCGGAAGCGGCCAUUUUGUUUUUCGAGACGACGUUUUCGCUCGCUUGCAAAUGAUCGGCUGCUUAAAAUUCGCAAUUGCUUUUCGUUUUUGGUUGUAUGGGCCAAUUUCGCUAAGUGAAUAAAAAUCGCUUUUCGCAUUGGCUUUCGAUAUUCGCUCAGUGUGAACUAAGCUUUAAGCGGGAAAUGAUUAGAGAGUUUAGAAGCGGUUGCGGUUCCUAUCGCUCGCGAGUUUUAACAGAGCGACGUGAUGGGACGUAAUACUUCUGCUUCGGCGGGCGUAACGAAUUCAUAAAAAUUCGAAUUGUCGGGGUUAAUUAACUAACUAAAAAUUAUUUUUCGUUUAUUUAUAUAAUAUGUCGUAUAACGUUAAACGUUAAAUUACUUAGCCUUUCUAACGGAAAAAAAAAUAAAAUUACGUAUUAUUUCGGUUAAAGUUAGGCAGCCUAAAGUUAUUUAUUAAUAAUAAUCGACGUUACUGAAAUAUUAAUAUAGACAUAAAAUUGAUUUUCGAAAACAACGAAUAAAUUAUUGCUAAGUAAUCUUUAUAACUGAAACUGAAAAUCGUAUCAAUAUUUUAUUUUAUUUUAUAAUUAUUAAUGAUCGAAGAUUUAGAAAUCGUUUAAUUAUAUUAGCUUUGUGUGUUAACGAUGACUCGGUGAGAUUUUACACUGAGCGGGAGCGACUAUUGCCCUUUAUCCUUUACUCGGAUAGAGUCGAUUAAGCCUAAGUGGUAUUAAAGGUGGUCGCUCUCGCCCGUUUACCUCGCUUUUGUUUCAAAGAAUAAUUGGUAAGGAGGGGGUUGGAACCCCCAAAUUAUAGACAUCAAACUGUCGAUUCGGGGAGAGGGAUUUCAUCCCCCAACCGGUAGACCCCCCUUUGCGAUCAAAAAAUGUCUAAUGAACCUCACACUAUGGAAGCGGAGUCACGUGACCGGAAAUGACGUACAUAUAGUCGCGGGCGUACCUAGUCGUGUAUGCUACGCGAGUUAGCGACGCGCGGCGCGAUCUCGCGCGGCUCGAUUUUGGGGGGGCUAUAUCUCGUGAAGGGUCGCCCGUAGGGGGGGUGUUCAUUAGACAUUAAUUGAUCGCAAAGGGGGGGUCUACCGGU